UAUAGUACCGUAUUUAUACUAUAAAUUAUAAAAUAGAACAUUGAUGUAUAGGUCUGAAAAGAGAAAUGAAAACUCCACAUUCCACACCAAGCCCACCUACAUUAUUAUCAUUAUUGAUCAAAAGUCCACCUACAUUAUUAAAAGAGAGAAACAGGUAAUAAAUCAACCUUGUUAAAGCAAAGCUACUAAUCACAUGGACAAAUAACGGUGAGUAAAUGAGUAUUAUGGCGCGUAGAGCGAACGCGCCGUCGGCUAACAGCAGCCGAGGACUCAAUGGGAUUUGUGACACUUGUCAUUAAAUUUUUGUUUGCUUCCUUUCCCUUCGCAUUCAUCUCCACUGUCCUCCCUAAAAAGAAGCUUAUAGUAUUUAUAUAUUUAGGCUAAAACAAGAGACCUCACACUCUGGAUAUUCUUUUUCUUCUUCCUUUUAGGUUCUUUACAAAGAAUCAAGAAGAUGAAGUCAUCAUCGGCGUUGCUCACAAGCUUAAACCAGAUACAGCCAUCUUCAUCUCCGACGAGAAAACCACCGAAGCAAAAGAGGAAGGCAACGACGUCGAACGAUAACAAACCCAUCAAAGUCCGUUACAUAUCGAAUCCCAUGAGAGUAGAGACUUGCCCUUCUAAGUUCAGAGAGCUUGUUCAAGAACUCACCGGUCAAGACGCCGCCGAGCUACCUCCGGAGCCCACCACUUACGCCGCCGCAGAUCCCCAACAAGAGGAGAUAAAUCCUGAGCCGUUGGAAGAAGGGGUCAGUGAGUAUUAUUCACCGCUGGAUGAAGAAGUUUUUAGUGCUCCUCAAAUGUCGGCAGGUCUGUCUGCGUUUUUCUCGUCUGGGUUUUACAAUGUGAAUGCCUUAGGGAGCAUUGGCUCUCUCUGAAAAUCUUAUAUAUAUAUAUAUAUAUAUAUUUUAAAAGGUGUCACACCGAUCAGAAGAAGAAAUCGUCUUAUAGUUUAGGGUUUUGUCGAUACCUAUAUAUAUGGAUAUACUAUAACAUAUGGAGUUCUGUUUUUCUUAUUUCGUUUGGUUUGUGGCGAAUUAUUUGCGGUUGUGAGUAAAUAAAUCGUUUUCACAUCAAGGAAGAAAUAUUGUAUUUUUUGGUUAAUAAUCUAAAUUUUAAAGUAA
Molecule: messenger RNA, 1123 nt
Organism: Brassica napus (rape)
Lineage: Eukaryota; Viridiplantae; Streptophyta; Magnoliopsida; Brassicales; Brassicaceae
Product: sigma factor binding protein 2, chloroplastic
Exons: 1
Coding region: 455-877 (140 amino acids)
Source: RefSeq, a predicted model, not a curated record